AUGGCACCUGUGACGCCUUCGCCACAUAGAUUCAUCACCAGCAAGCAGCGAUCUGCUUCACCCACGAAGAAAGCACAACCACCAUCUCACAAGAUCGUGACCUCUGAAACGUCUCGGAGCAGUCACAGUGAUGGCUUUGAGGGAGCAGGCCAAUUUGCUAGUACGCCACGAUUCGCUGCUGGUAGGAAACCAGCAAGAUCAUCUCGACCAAGGUCCCCACCAAGAUCCUCCUUUGCCAACGCCCUGCGAGCUACAGGUCACUUACGAGAUGAUGUCGAGGAGUCAGCUCUGCAAACGACCAAUGACGAGGAAAUGCUUGACGGUGAACAAGCCAAUGCAUUACCUACGACCGAAAGCUCAGAUCAGCAUAAUGAGUUUCGUGCACUGCCAUUCUCUCCCAAGCGACGUAGACUUGACGAUCUAAAUCCAAACGACUUAGAAUCUACUCCAGCUAGAUAUCACUUGGAGCCGACCUUUGCCAAACCACAGACUCCAGCCUCGGCACAUCGUCUUAACAUACCACGCUUCUCGACCACAGCUGGCGCUGCCCCUGAUGGCCGAGACGAGAUCAGCUCGCAAGCAAGGUCAGCGUUUCUGCGACCUUCUCUGGCACCUACUGAAGCGAGCGAACCACUACCUGAGGCCUUCUCUCCACAUCACCGAGGACAGAAGUUUGUGCCUGGUGGCGUGGCAGCCACUGUGCAGCAAUGGGUGGUCGAGGCAGGUCAAGCUGCUACACAGGGUCGACGUGGCCGUGGUUAUCUUCGUGGAGAUGACUUCGAGCUUAAGUUCACCGUACUUGAUUGCAAGGGCAAUGGUCCUUUCAUGAUCAUGGCAAGAACAAUCGAAGGCGAUGAUGCCCGCUUACUUUUGACUUGUGGUGCGAGUCCUGCGCAAAGAACGUCCACUGUGCAAAUUGGUGCCAUGGUAGGAAUGCGAGCGCCAACGUGGGAUAUCGUCGUCGAAGAGAUAACCUGGAAAGUGGGAAUAGACUGGAGAGUUCUCUAA
Molecule: messenger RNA, 1008 nt
Organism: Recurvomyces mirabilis
Lineage: Eukaryota; Fungi; Ascomycota; Dothideomycetes; Mycosphaerellales; Teratosphaeriaceae
Exons: 2
Coding region: 1-1008 (335 amino acids)
Source: RefSeq, a predicted model, not a curated record